CAACCUCAAACGUAAAUUACAAACCUCAAUACAUAUAAUCUACAUACAUAAAUAUAUACAUACAGAUACACAAACAUAUACAUACAGAUAACAGCAUGGAAGUCUCCGGUGUGGUUUUCCGGUCAAUGCCAUGUCUGAACCAGAGCUCUAUCUCAAAAUCUUGUUUAUUCGCCGGAGACGCCGGAAUUGCGUUUUCCGGCGAGAUGAGCAAGAUGGGCCGCCAUGAAUUGAGGGUUUAUGCAAAACCCAGGAAGGCUUUUGGGUUUUAUGAUGAUGGUCACAUAGAGUACUAUAACAAGUCUUUGAAGAUGAUAAGGUGUGGUGGAGUCAAAGAGAAAGAGAAAGAGCUGGAAUCUCAAGAGAAGAAGAUGAAGAAGAAGUUAAAACUGUUGAAAGGGUUGUCUAAGAAUAUUUCAAUGUUUUCUGGUAUGGGGUUUGGGUUGGAUUCUGAGGUGGGGAUUGCUGGUGAAGUUAAGGGCAAGAUGAUCUCUGAAGCUGCAGACAUGUUACUUGCGCAACUACAACAACUGAAAGCAGAGAAAAAGGAAAUUAAGAGACAAAGAAAAGAAGAGAAAUCCAAGUUAAAAGCUUUGCGAAUGAAGAACAAGAUGGAAUGUAAAGGCGACUCGAGCUCUUCUUCAGAAUCGAGUGAUGAAGAAUGUGGGGAAGUAAUUGACAUGAACAGAUUGAAAAUUGAAUCAGGCACAGUAAACGACCAACACGUAAUCAGUCAAGAAUCGACCUUAACAAUUCCAAGCACACCAAACAUGGCCGAGGAAAGGAGUAUUGGAGUUAGUGCUUUGAGUACUACUGGUGAGAGCAAUGUGGAUAAUUUAUAUUCUUUACAAGGAAACAGUCUAGCCACAGAAUCAUCGAGCCGGAAGAUAGAGGUAUGUAUGGGUGGGAAAUGUAAGAAAUUAGGGGCGGUGGCUCUGAUGAACGAGUUUCAGAAGGCAGUGGGCGUAGAAGGGUCAGUUGUCGGAUGCAAGUGCAUGGGCAAAUGCAAAAGUGCGCCCAAUGUGAAGGUAUUGAAUUCCAUUGAUGGGAUUGCAGGUGAAGUGGUAGAUGAUUCUGUUAGAACACCGGCUAAUCCAUUGUGUAUAGGUGUUGGUGUGGAAGAUGUUGGUACUAUCGUUUCGAACUUCUUUGGUGCAAAUCACAAUGACUUGGGGCUUGCAGCUGCAUCAUAGCAUUAUGUUUUGGAUUGUCACAAAGAUAUUUGUUCCUCUGUGGUCUGCAUCCUGUGGCAUUGACAUAUAGGUCCAGUUUUUUUUUCCUUGCAAAUAGGUUUUAGGUUUGUUUCGAUAUGAAAAUGGUUUUUUUUUUUUUUUUUUUGUCAGGGAUAUGAAAAUGGUUUAAUAAAACCAUAGCUGUACAAUUUAUGUAAAUUUACGUGUGUUGGUAAAUCAAUGCAAUCCAAAAGCAACUAUUGCUUGCUAAA
Daucus carota subsp. sativus is the source of this 1441-nucleotide messenger RNA. RefSeq names its product diacylglycerol O-acyltransferase 3. The transcript has 2 exons. The coding region runs from base 96 to 1190 and encodes 364 amino acids. The record is from RefSeq and is a predicted model, not a curated record. Lineage: Eukaryota; Viridiplantae; Streptophyta; Magnoliopsida; Apiales; Apiaceae.